CUUCCAGGAAGGCGCGUGUGUAGCAUUACACGUGUUAUUAUAAGGAGCGCACACUCACUCUCGCUCCCUCCCUGACAACUUUUCUACCCUUCGUUCCAAGUAAACAUUUUUGUAGUUCUUUGAAUCUACGGUAUUUCUCUAUCACCCGGAAAGAUAACCCUACGGAGGUCCUUCUCCCAGCGUGCCUUUUGGGCAGCUCUUACCGCUUGCUUCCUCCUGCGUUGACUCAAAGGGACCUCGCUACUCCUCCCCUUCCGAAUGCGUAGAGUCAGGACGCCUUAUCGGCCCCUUCCGACCAUCAGGGGAUGCUGGGACAGCAGGUGGCGCUGGUCCGGCGCCGAGGAGGAGGAGGAGCCCCUAGGAAAAAGGCCGAUCGCAGCGUUGCGUGACUCCUUGCCGUUUCCUCGUCUCGUUCCACAGAAAGAAAGAGAAAUCUGCAUGCAACUGUCCUGUCUGAAGCGGAUUCCCCGACAGUUCUUGCAUGUACAAUCCCUGAUUGCUUGGACUUCACGAUCUUCCAUGGAUCUAAAGGUUCUGGUUUCUUCCCUGAAUGAUUUUGCUUCACUCUCACUGGCUGAAAGCUGGGACAAUGUAGGACUCCUGGUUGAGCCCAGUCCUCCCCAUACUGUCAGGACUCUCUUUUUGACCAAUGACUUGACAGAGGAAGUGAUGGAGGAAGCACUGCAGAAGAAAGCAGACCUCAUUCUUUCUUACCACCCACCCAUUUUCCAGCCACUCAAACACAUAACAUGGAAGACAUGGAAAGAGCGACUGGUGAUCCGAGCUCUGGAAAACAGAAUUGGCAUUUAUUCUCCACAUACAGCCUAUGAUGCUGCCCCUCAUGGAGUCAAUAACUGGCUUGCUAAAGGACUUGGGGCCUGCACCUCUGUCCCUCUGCGACCCUCGGAGGCUUCUAGUUACCCUACAAGUGGGUCUUACCGGAUUGAAUUUAGUGCUCACUCUGCUGAAAACCUAGACACAGUUUUGUCCAGUCUACGUGAAAUGUCUGAGGUGUUUCUCAUCACAACUCAUCCUGUUAGGGUUGACGAUGAAGAGCAGAUACAAGUGCGCUUGAACUGCACUCAGCAGGCCUUGCCGCAAGUGGUGGCUUUUCUUUCCCAGAAGAGCCCUCUUUAUCAAAAGACUGAAAUCCUAUCCUUGCAGAAGCCUCUGCUUAAAGAUACUGGAAUGGGGCGUUUAUGCACACUGAAGGAACCCGUCUCUAUAUGUGUCUUGAUUGAACGAAUGAAAAGCUACUUAAAACUACCUCAUAUUCGCCUGGCCCUUGGAGUGGGGAAGUCUUUGGAGUCCCAGGUGAAGGUGAUUGCUCUCUGUGCUGGUUCAGGAGCUAGUGUUUUGAAAGGUACAGAAGGUGAUCUCUAUUUCACAGGAGAGAUGUCCCACCAUGAUGUACUGGAUGCUGUUGCCAAAGGGAUCACUGUGAUUUUGUGUGAGCACAGCAACACUGAACGAGGCUUUCUGUUGGAGUUGCAGCAAGUGCUGGCGGAAUACCUUGAGAACAAGAUUGAUAUUGUAGUUUCGGAGAGAGACAGAGACCCCCUUCAAGUAGCCUAGAAAACAGCAAAGGCUAUGGUGUGAAGGCAUGAAUCUCAGUAUAUCUUUCAGGGUCUCGACAUGCAAGCAAGCAAGGGUCAUGCGGACAGGCUGGAAGAAGACCAAAAUAUGCCUUCUGAAGCAUUGAUGGCAAUCUGCGAGUAAACAAAUAAAUGGCUGCUGACAAA
This is a messenger RNA of Hemicordylus capensis (graceful crag lizard), 1742 nucleotides long. It is a transcript of the gene NIF3L1, whose product is annotated as NGG1 interacting factor 3 like 1. The transcript is spliced from 7 exons. NCBI's taxonomy places the organism in Eukaryota, Metazoa, Chordata, Lepidosauria, Squamata, Cordylidae. The record is from RefSeq and is a predicted model, not a curated record. The coding region runs from base 259 to 1575 and encodes 438 amino acids. Gene Ontology annotation, cellular component: mitochondrion; cytoplasm.